UCAACCGGACUUUAUCAGCCCCUGCGCAUCUGGGCGCCGCCUGCCUCCCUCAGAGCGCCCUGUGCCUUGCUCGGGCCAGCCAGACGUCCCGCUCCUCUCGCCCGCAAGCAGGGACGUGGGUGGCCAUGCUGCACUGGGGAUACGACGAGCACAACGGGCCUGCUCGCUGGAAAGAGGUUUUCCCUGUUGCUAAUGGAGACCGUCAAUCCCCCAUUGACAUCAAAACUGAAGAAACCAAAUAUGACCCUGCUCUACCUCCUAUUAGCCCCAACUAUGAUCCAACUUCUGCUAAAGUCAUCCUCAACAAUGGACACUCCACCAGUGUAGAAUUUGAUGACACAGAAAAUAAAUCAGUGCUGAGAGGAGGACCACUCACUGGAAACUAUAGGCUGCGCCAAAUUCACUUUCAUUGGGGGGCCAGCGAUGACAUUGGCUCUGAGCAUGCAGUGGAUGGAAAGAAGUAUGCAGCUGAGCUUCAUGUGGUUCACUGGAACUCGGACAAAUAUUCCACUUUUGUUGAGGCUGCUCGGCAGCGGGAUGGAUUAGCUGUCAUGGCAGUAUUUCUAAAGAUUGGUGAAUGUAACUCUCAGCUGAAGAAAAUUACUGACCGUUUGGAUACCAUUAGAGCCAAGGGUAAACAAGCACUGUUCACAAACUUUGACCCUUCCUGUUUGCUUCCUCACUCUCUGGACUACUGGACUUAUCUUGGCUCUCUUACUGUUCCACCUCUUCUUGAAAGUGUCAUCUGGAUAAUUCUCAGAGAGCCUAUAAGUGUUUCCUCUGAGCAGCUAGCCAAAUUCCGCAGCCUUCUGUGUACUGCUGAGGGAGAGGCAGCCUGCUGCAUGCUGAGAAACUACCGGCCACCACAGCCUUUAAAGGGACGGGAAGUCAGAAGGAAUUAAGGAGUAAAGCAAGAAUCAGCCACUGCUGAGACCACUUAGGAGGCUGAAUUAGUUUUUAAUAAUAAUAUGCUUUGUGCCUAAUGAAUAGGUAUUAUUUUAUUAUUCAGUUACAAUGCAGUCAUUUCAGCAAGACAAAGAUGUCCUGACUUGUAGCACUUGGGCCGAUUUUAACUGUUUUGAAUGGGUUUUGCCCCAAUUGGUAUGUGUGCAUUGUGGUGUUAGUGUUUGCAGCAGAGCUUUCUGAACAACUUCGUUUCAGUCUGUGCAUGUGAAUACAAUCAUUUAUAUUGAGUCUGAUCCUACAAAGUGCUGAGUAACUACUGCAAGGUACUGGACACCCGCAACUCCCUUUCAUGUCAGUUGCAGUUGAGGAUAUAUAGCCCCUAAAGGGCUAAGCCCAUAAAUCUUUCUUUAGGGACUAGACUGGCUUCUUCCUUUAAUUUUCAAGGAGAACUUAGUAUUUUAAAGCUGGUAGGAUUCCAUUACUGAUCAUAAGCAAAGGGAUCCUGUUUAAGCUGGGACGCCAUGAUAGAUUUACCAAAAACCAUAGUAUACACUAAUGACAUUUAACCCAUAAAGUAUACAAAUGUAUUCACAGGUGUCGACUUCCUGCGGGGCCCAGGGGUGCUCAAGCCCCCUCUCUGCCCCAGGCCCUGCUUCCACUCCACCCCCACCUCACCCCUUCCCCCAAGCCCUGUCCUGCCUCUCCCCCCCCCGCUCCACCUCUUCCCACUCAGUUCUGCCCCCUCCAUUGACUGUGCCCCAUCCCUGCUCUUCCUCGCUCCUCCAGCACCUCCUGCAUGCUGUGGAACAGCUGAUUGUGGCAGGUGGGAGGUGCUGGGAGGAAGGGCGAGGAGUUGAUCAGUGGGACACCAGCAGAUGGGAGGCACUAAGGGAAAGGGAAGGAGCUGGCUACUGGUGGGUGCAGUGCACCCACUAAUUAUUUUCCAUGGGUGUUCUGGCCCUGGAGCACUCAUGGAGUCAGCCAAUUUUCUUCUUUUGUUUUUAAUGAACUAGCUGUAGCCCUCAAAAUAUGAAAAUUAUGACCCAAACUCUCCCUUCUGCUUCUGCAAGCAAAGGGAACUGAAAUCUCAGUAGCUCUUUCCUCUCAAUCUUUUUCCUUCAGCACUUCUCCACUGGUCUUCUGCAGAGCUGGUGCCAUGCCUUGUUUUGAGAACAGAGCUGGAUGUUGAUGGGAGUGGAGCAAAGGACCAGCCACUCUCUACAGCAACUUCCCUGUUGAGCCUGUGGAUUUCUGCACAAAAAUCCAAUCAGGAUUUAAUGCCACAUGAAGUGGUAGUAACUCCCCCUGACUCUCUCCGGGGCUGUAACCGUGAAGCCAAGGGAGAAUCAGCCAGUGGCCACACAACUCGUGCAGGAAUGGGAGGAAGUAUCAGAGCAGCCACAUGGAGGGAAAGCCACCCUUCCAUGCAACUGAGUAUUUCUUUCUCCAAGAUGCCUAGGACUGUAGGUUUUGGAGGCUGCACCUCUUGCCUCCUCCAUUGGUAGGGUGACCCAUCCUCCAGGAGGGAAAAAUUAAGCGGAUACCAUACAAGCAAGGCGAACCUUGCAGAGAUUCCUGAGUCCCUCAUAUUCCUCUAUAAGUAAAUAGAUUGUUUAGCUUAGUUUAGAUGAUAGAUAGAUAGAUAGAUAGAUAGAUAAAGUAAGUCUUAUUGUCCUCUCCUCCACUGCAGUAGAGUGCUUCUUCUCAGGGGGAGCUUAAGUUGCUUCUGUUACUGCAGGUCCUCUCAUUGCAAUACAGUAUUUUGAGCACUGAGAAAAAGAAAACUGUCCAUGGGAGAAGCAAUAGAGGCAAUGCAGCAGCAGGAGCUGUGGACAAGAAUGGCCAAAUGUAAAACCUGCAGGCACUUUUUUUUCAGUCCCCGCUAACCAGGAUAGGCAGGAGGACCCAGGUAGAUAUAAAAAAACUUGAGUCUGGUCUCGUUCAAAUGACAAGUAUGUGUGUAGAGUAUAAUUGCUGGCGUGUGUUUUUUCACUUUCUUUUUUGACCUGAUGUUGCAUCUGGUCUGUUUCCCUGUCGUGUGAGUAGCUGCAGAAUGUGAUGAAUGAAGUUUACACAUUGUGUAAAGGGCGCUAAAGAACUGAUUUGCCUGAGGACAGGAAUAAUGAGGCUACUGCUGUGUGUGUUCAUAUUAGAAAUAAAAAAAGUUUUAGCUGUUUUUCCUGCAUUGAAAAUAAAUAGUGGAGUCGAUACAGUGGUUUGAUAUUUGUAAGGAUUUUAUCAAAUAAAAACAGAUGUUGUCAA
Molecule: messenger RNA, 3168 nt
Organism: Dermochelys coriacea (leatherback sea turtle)
Lineage: Eukaryota; Metazoa; Chordata; Testudines; Dermochelyidae
Product: carbonic anhydrase 13-like
Exons: 7
Coding region: 126-902 (258 amino acids)
Cellular component (GO): cytoplasm
Molecular function (GO): zinc ion binding; carbonate dehydratase activity
Source: RefSeq, a predicted model, not a curated record